AUGGCACUAAGAGCAUACUGGUCUGCGCAGGUGGCGACGACGCGGCUGCCACUCACGUUCUCACCGCGCACCGUGCUGAUGUACAGCGCGGUGGGCGGCGAGGGCGCGGUGGCAUUGCAGCUCAGAGAGGCAGCCCCCGGUGAGCUGGACGCGGCGCGGCUGCACGACGACAGGCUUGCCAUCGCCUGCCACGAGCCGGAGCUGCUGGCGGACCUGCUGCACGCCGCCGCCGAAAUCGAUGGUGACCACGAAGGCCUGACAGCGAUAUUCGGAUCGGCUUCACCCGACCUGGCUCUUGCUUCCGACGCCUCAGACAGCCUGCCAAUGCCCGACCACGAUAAUGACUGCACAACAUCGUCUUCCUCGAGCGUGGUUGGCGGAAUCACGACAGUCUCCGUGGCUGUGACAGGGCUGGACUCGCGGCCGCUCUCUGCGAAGAAGGUGCGCCCAAAGCCAGCGUCACCCAACCGCCAAGGCCCACAGCAGUGCCAGGUGUGCAACAAAGUUUUCGGCAACGCGUCCGCUCUGGCGAAACACAAGCUGACACACAGCGAUGAGCGCAAGUACGUGUGCCUAACUUGCGCGAAAGCCUUCAAGAGGCAAGACCAUCUCAAUGGGCACAUGCUGACGCACCGUAACAAGAAGCCAUACGAGUGUAAGGCAGAUGGUUGUGGCAAGUCUUACUGUGACGCUCGUUCCCUUCGCCGGCACACCGAAAAUCACCACCAGCCUCCGCCGGACUCCAGCGGGAGUGGCAGCAACAAUGCGAAUUCUGGCAACACCGAACGGGAACCUAAUUCGAUUCGAGCGGCAUCACCUACUUCACCGUUGCGCAACAACCCUUUGCAUUCAGAGUUAAGCAAUGGCUCGGAGAAAUCGAGUGGGACAAGUACAAGCGGUAGCGGGAGCGGAAGUGGGGGUGGAAGUGACAGCAGCCCGCCUUGCACGCCACCAGCCACCACCACUCCACCCGCGCGCGUGACCAAAAAGAGCAACGUCAGCAAACCAAAAAUUUGCAACAACGCGCAGCAGGGGAGCCAAAAAUGUGGCGGUGGCAACAGUGCGAGCGGAACGACCAACGCAGCGGGGAGCGGAGCGGGUAGUAGUGCGGUUACGGCCGUGGCGCGAACAAGCGACAUAAAACCUGUCGAAUGCAACCUAUGCCAUCGCAAAUUCAAAAAUAUACCCGCCUUGAACGGACACAUGCGCUUACACGGCGGGUAUUUCAAAAAAGACUCCGACAACAAGAAAUUGGAUAAGAAGGAAUCAUCCGGGCCCCCACUGCAAACUGCUUCGGUAUCAGUGCGUGCGCUCAUCGAAGAGAAAAUCAUCAGCCGGCGAGGGGCUGCCGCUUCAUCAGCACCAACAGGUACCAGUACGGACAACGCAGCCACCAGAGCAGGGUUUAUCGCUCCAGCGCCACCUCCGUUGUCAACAAUUCGUACGUCUGCGUCGCCAGCCUCUCCAAUAACAGCAACACAAUUCGUGCAACCACGCGCGCCUUCCCUUGUAGUCGCGACUAAUAUUCCAAACAACAAUCUGUCCACAAGAGAUUCUACUCUCAUAGAAUUGUUAAAGAAAGGCAGUUCUAAGGUUGUUAAAAGGUCCACGUCCGACCCCGGUCAGUCGUCACCGCAUCAAGAGUUCACUUUCCGGCCGGAAUUGUUUGGAGUGUCGUUCAAUUCCGACGAUGGUUACUUUUCACCGGCCCUCAACGACGACACGUUUCAAUUUGCGACCACGCCCGAACAACUAGAAGAGCUCGCGUCUUUGGAAGAUUAUGCGACCGUAGCAGCAUCUAUUCGAGAACGAUCGCCUGUAACUUUUCCGUCAAGUCGUCGACUGGCGGCCGUUUUAAACUCCCCUUUGCCCGAAUCCUUAGCAGAUUUUGGGGCAAGCCAUGGGGGAUCUCCUGUACCGUCGCCGGGAAUUGGCUACGCAGACAGCUCACCAUGUCUAUCUUACUCGACCGGAGACUCUCCGGGAAUCGCCUACAGUGCUACCUCUCCCGGUGGAAACUAUUCAACGCAGCCUCAGCCAUCACCUGGAUUAGCAUAUCCGACGCCUCCAGCAUCGCACGAUGCUCAGUCACCUUCAAACACCGUCCCCCGUGCCUCAUCACCAUUGUCUGCUGCUUUCUUUACAGCUACAAUGUCUAGCCAAGAAGAGGUCGAGGAAGCAUUGGAAGAAGUGCUACCCGAAGAAUGCAGAUCAUUAGAUGCUUAUGCGUUGGAACCAUCUCCCGCACACCGCCGCAUUAUGCUGAAUUCCGAAGACCCACUACUUUCGAGCAGUCCUCGAGAUUUUUCACACCAACGGCUUUUUCGUCGACAUCGAAUAGCAAAUAUGUGCACGCCCAUGCAUCAAUGGCAGCAAGACUCUUCCUUACAGGUGUGCGUCGAAGGCAGAGAUGUGGUGCCAGCAGUUUUUUUGAGCCCAAGCAGUGUCCCAGCAUCGCCACAGCGACGUAAACGUCGCGGAUCUCCCGCGGGACCUUACCGUACUCGCAUGCGGCGCUCCAUUAACCAUUACACACCACAACCUAUACUGCCUCCCGAUAGAGAUGGUUCCGGCCUCCUGGUCCAAGUGAUGCAGGGAUUGUCAAAAGCGGACAGCGAUGUAAUGGCGCAGCUGGAAGAGCCCCGCACACCGCAAAUCAAUGUAGGGAUCGACCAUCAAGCAAAUAUACCGGAGCUUUGCAACGAUCGUGUAGACUUGCACAGAGCACCGGAGCAAUUGCUUUGGGACCCGGGUAUCAACGAUGCCCUUGACGACAAUGAGGUACGCAUGUUCAUGGAGCUGGCGAUGUGCGCGGCGAUGCCGGUGGGCGGUCACACGCGAGAGUUCGCCCUCCAGACCCUGGGGGAGUGCGGAGGGGACAUCAGGGCUGCGACCCUGCGCCUCAUGUCCCGGCCGGCCGCCCCGUCCCAACACGAAUCACGAUGGACACCAGACGAAGUAGAGGCCUUCUUAGCCGGGCUCGGGCACUAUGACAAGGACUUCUACAGAAUCUCCCAACUGAUACGAACGAAAGACUCUAAGCAAUGCGUGCAGUUCUACUAUUUCUGGAAGAAAGUGACCAAAGACUACAAACCACUGUAUUUGCGAAGCUGGAGCACGGACCCGCAAGCCUCGUCACAAGGAUCGGUAGGGCAGAUUUCAAUACAAGGCCCCACUUCCUGUCCAUCGCCGACUCCAUUCGAUGGGGAGGAAUACCCUUGCAAGAUAUGCGGGAAAGUAUUUAACAAAGUAAAAAGUCGUAGCGCGCACAUGAAGUCGCACCGGCCUCUCGACGCCGAGCCGAAAAGGCCAAAACUCGAAAAGCCUUAUGAAAAGGUAGAGAAAGCCGAUAACAGGGCUCACGCGGCCACUGAAUGUUACAGCAAAACCGCAUUG
Molecule: messenger RNA, 3396 nt
Organism: Iphiclides podalirius (scarce swallowtail)
Lineage: Eukaryota; Metazoa; Arthropoda; Insecta; Lepidoptera; Papilionidae
Source: the annotation of a GenBank genome assembly